GACCCCAGCUUGGCCCGUUUAACUGCAUGGUCACACAUUCUCUCUUUCUAGGUUCAGCCUCCCUUCUGUCCUCCUUGGGUCUCCAAGAACUUGACCCUGGAUCUCAGAUUAAACUGAGCCCUUGGCUUGUUUUCUGACCUUCUCAGUGGUAAGGAGAAUGCCCGGGGAGCAGCCUCUGUCCUGCUGACUGGCUCUCCAGGAUGACUCUGGGAUGCUCUUAAGCCUCUUCUGGCCAAGUGGCCUCCACCUGGAGGCCUUACUAAGUGCUUCCCCCCUCAGGCCUCAAGCCGCCCGCCAGCUCCCCUUACUGCCCACCAUCUCUCGGUCUCCACCCUGGCCUCCAACCCAAUCCCCAUUCCAGCUGUCCCCUCCACCGGUGAUGGCAGAGACACAGGGUAAAUCCAAGGGAGAGGUCAUCUGGGUCAACCCCCAGGUGUUCAGUCCAAGACCUCUGUCCUCUUUCCCAGGUUCCCCGGUGGCCCUGGACAUGGACGUGCUGGGCCUGCCAGACAUAGCUCAAGGUCCCAGCAAGACUCUCUGGGUUGCCCGGGGCCGGGGCCCAGCCGUGCGAAGGCAGAGGGAGUUCAUGCCGGAGGAGAAGAAGGACACUGUCUACUGGGAGAAGCGGCGGAAGAACAACGAGGCGGCCAAGAGGUCCCGGGAGAAGCGGCGUCUCAACGACGUGGCGGUGGAGAGCAGGCUGGCGGCGCUGCUGGAGGAGAACGCGCUGCUGCGGGCCGAGCUGCGGGCGCUCAGGCUGCGCUUCGGCCUCCUGCCUCCAGCGGGGGGACCCCGGACGGCGCCGCUGCAGGCCCUGCUGUGGGAGUCUCCCUGGACGGCCCACCCUGCAGCGGAACCACUCCCGUGCCUGGCUGGCUCCCAGGGCGGCCUCCGGGGGCCGUAUUCCCUGGAUGCUGGGAUCCCAGGGUGCCAGGGCUGCCUGAUGGCCCAGGGGUGGGCCGGCCUGGCCUCCUCUUCCAGGUUCUCCCCGGACUCUGCUUCCCUGGCCCCCGAGAACAUUGACGUGGCCUUGCAGGCUGCCCUCCCCGCUGCCCUCUUCCGGUGUCACCUCUUGGAGGGGCAGGUGGGGUCCAGACCAGAGCUCAAGUCUUGCUGGGGACUGUGGUCACCCGUGUCCCCUGGAUGCCGGGCCCCAGGGCCGUCAGAUUUGUUGCUGACACCCUCUGCAGACCCCACGGGGCUUUCUGCCACCGUGACCUGCCCGGUCCCAGGGAACGGUCCCCAGGGUCUGGCUCAGCCCUCGCUGCCCCACAAAGUGCGCAUCAAAUCCCAGGCCUUGGGCGGGCUGCUCUGAGGCUGGGAGUGGCCGGGCCUCUCUCAGGGCCUCCCCGUGAGUUCAGGCCUUCAGCAGGCGGUUGGCAUCCGGCAGGGUUUGUCCAGGGGCGAGUGGCCUGGCCGUGAUGAGCUCCCAGAGCUGGCAAGGCCUGUGGGGAGGGGACGGUCCCCCUCUCAGGGUCCAGGGCAGGCCCGCAGUGGGGGGCACAAGGCCCAUCCUGGUGCCUAGCGACUGCCCCACCCUCAACCUGGGCUUUGGGCUGUUCCUUCCCCUCCUUUCUUCUGCUCAUCCCUCUGCCCCCCACCCCCAUCCCUGUAGUCAUCCUCCGCCCACCCCACCGUCCUGUCCCCCAUCUGUCCCUCACCGUCCGCCAUCUUUCCGCUGCCCCUGACCCUUCCUCAGCUGUUCACGGAGUCCCCCCCCCCAUUCACGGGCUUCAUUCAUUCCCCAUUUAUGGAGGAUUCCCUGUCCCUGCUUCCACCCACUCCUGACCUGAGAUCCUCCCUCCGUGUCCCUCUCCAGGGUGGCCUUGAUUCCUCUUCUGGGGAUGGCCUGGUGCUCUGGGGAUAGUGAUAAUG
Molecule: messenger RNA, 1875 nt
Organism: Ictidomys tridecemlineatus (thirteen-lined ground squirrel)
Lineage: Eukaryota; Metazoa; Chordata; Mammalia; Rodentia; Sciuridae
Gene: Nfilz
Product: NFIL3 like basic leucine zipper
Biological process (GO): circadian rhythm; regulation of DNA-templated transcription
Cellular component (GO): nucleus
Molecular function (GO): DNA-binding transcription factor activity; DNA binding
Source: RefSeq, a predicted model, not a curated record